CUUCCAAGCACUUCCGGGGAGGUUACGUGGAGAGCGCGAAACUCUGAGGGACACACAAAAAGACCUAUGAGUGGCGAGAGAAUGCGAACGACUCAACCAAUAGAAUGUAGCGUCUCUUGCUUCCCGCCCCAUUAUCCAUCCUGGAGGAGAUGAGUGGUGCGCGCCAGGAAGCGUACCGCGUGGCAUGCCGGGAGUUGUAGUCCGCGAAGCCAGGGCCCACCCUGCGGAUCUGCGACGACGCCACUUCCGGGCCCGCCCCCGGACUACUGUGGGUGUCUGUCAAUGCCACGUCUCAGACAUGGUGAUUUCAGAGACUAUGGAUAUAGUCUUCAGAAUAAGAGGAGGCCUUGACCUGGCCUUUCAGCUAGCUACUGCAAAUGAAACUUUUGUCAGGGAAGCUCUAAAACAUGUGUUGAGUGACCUGUCAAAAAAGCUGUCUUCAGAUGCACUUGUGUUCAGAAUUUGCCACAGCUCUGUGUACAUCUGGCCUAACAGUGAUAUAAAUACCAUUCCAGGAGAAUUGACUGAUAGUUCUGCUUGUAAGAACAUAAUGCGCUUUAUUCAAUUUGAACAGGAAGAAGAUACAAAACGAAAAUUCAUGAAAAAGAAAGACAAAAAGUUAGCAGACAUGCAUCAAAUAGUAAAUAUAGACCUUAUGCUGGAAAUGUCAACCUCUCUGGCAGCUGUAACCCCGGUCAUCGAAAGGGAGAGCGGAGGACACCACUAUGUUAAUAUGACUUUACCAGUAGAUGCAGUUGUAUCUGUUGCUCCAGAGGAAGCAUGGGGAAAAGUUCGUAAACUUCUAGUUGAUGCAAUUCUUAAUCAACUAACUGAUAUGGAAAAGUGCCUUUUGAAAUAUAUGAAAGGAACAUCUAUUGUAGUCCCUGAACCACUGCACUUUUUAUUACCAGGGAAAAAAAGCCUUGUAACAAUUUCAUAUCCAUCAGGAAUUCCAGAUGGGCAGCUACAGGCCUACAGGAAGGAGUUACAUGAUCUCUUCAGUCUGCCUCAUAAUAGACCAUAUUUCAGAAGGUCUAAUGCUUAUCACUUCCCAGAUGAACCAUACAAAGAUGGUUACAUUAGAAAUCCACAUACUUAUCUCAAUCCACCUAACAUAGAGACUGCUGUGAUUCAAGUGGUCCAGGGCAUCUAUGGUUAUCAUCAUUAUAUGCAGGAUCGGAUAGAUGACAAUGGCUGGGGCUGUGCUUACCGGUCUCUGCAGACCAUCUGCUCUUGGUUCAAACAUCAGGGCUAUACAGAGAGAUCCAUUCCAACACACAAAGAAAUUCAGCAGGCUCUAGUUGAUGCAGGGGACAAACCAGCAACAUUUGUUGGAUCACGGCAGUGGAUUGGAUCUAUUGAGGUACAGCUUGUACUAAACCAACUGAUUGGUAUAACUUCAAAAAUAUUGUUUGUCAGCCAAGGUUCUGAAAUGGCUUCUCAAGGCCGGGAACUGGCUAAUCAUUUCCAGAAUGAAGGAACUCCAGUAAUGAUUGGAGGAGGCGUUUUGGCCCACACAAUUCUGGGAGUUGCGUGGAAUGAGAUCACAGGGCAGAUAAAAUUUCUGAUUCUAGAUCCACAUUACACUGGUGCUGAAGAUCUGCAGGUUAUUUUAGAAAAGGGCUGGUGUGGAUGGAAAGGUCCAGAGUUUUGGAACAAGGAUGCUUACUAUAAUUUAUGUCUUCCUCAGCGACCAAACAUAAUUUAAAGUAUUAAAGACUAUAGCAUUAUUAUAUUAUAAAUUUGUUCAUGAAAAGUUUAAUCUCAAAUCAAAUAUGGGGUAUAGUUUGAUUGCUUAUGAUUUUUUCUAAAGGUUGUAAAUACUGCACAAAAGGGGAGGAAAGGGACCCAGUGGCCACAAGUAAAGCAUUCUGGGGACUAUGGUGGGAGUGGGGGGUAGUUUGGUAACAUACAUCUGAACUGAACCUGUUCCCCUAAAUCACAUAGAGUGUUGUAAACCAAUGUUACCUCAAUAAAGAACAAAUAAAUACAAAGAAUUUAAUCUUUAGAUAUUCCUUUAAUAAAAGACAAAGCAUGUCCAACAAAAAUAUUAUAGGCAUGUAAAUACAUGUAUUAAAUGUCAUCUUCUCUUAGAAGAAAGUUUUCCUCCUUCUCAGAAGGAGUUUAGACACUCCUGGCAAACCAAAAGCCAUAGCUUAUAUAUAUAUGAGCAGUAGGUCUGCGUGAAGUGAAGGCCUUCUUCAAACCUCUUCAUAACCAAAUGGACAUCUGUUUGUAAAAAUCACUAACAUUAAAAACUUUUCAAGGUUUUCUUCCCAAACUUCCAUUGUGCAGGACAAUUUUUGAUUUCUAGAAUCUAGUAUUAGUAACUAUAACCAGUAUUAAAGUAUAUUAAUGAAGAUGAAAAGAUAUGUUUAGAUAUAAGACUAUCAGUAUUUAAAUGAAAUAAUAAAUCCUAUGCUAAAUAAAAGAUCCUUGCAGGAGAAGGAAAGAAGAACUGAGUUACUUACCAGCACUUCCUUUUCCCAUUUGUGUUUUCCACACUUCCAAAACUGCGUUUCUGUCUGAGCACUGGAAUAUAAUCUCGUUCACUUGAUUUUAUUGUCUGCAUGCAUUUAAUUGUUGUAAGAAACUUGGCACAUUCUGGAAAUCCACAUGACCAUGCAAGAUCUUCAGCAGUUUGCCCAUUCUUAUUACAUAAGCUGAAUUUAAGAUAAAAAUUGAAUCACAUAAAAAUUGACAAUUAUUUGGCUUUGAAAAAAUAAUCUUCCUCACAGGAGCUUUGGACACUUUGGUUACAAAACAGGAAAGGAAAAAGGAAGUAUACAGAAGGCCCAUUUUUGCUUAUUGUAUCCUCAAUGGCUAGCAGAGUCCAGCACAGACUGGGCACUCCAAUUCUGAAUGAAUGAAAGGUUAGGACAUUUCUGUGUUCAAUGCAAUGAAUAAAUACCCAAAGGCCCUCAAUGAGCAUUCCUAUAGCAGAAAUUUCCUUAACCCAAACUAAAGUGUAAUAAUGUCAUAAUAGAUGAACAGAAUUGCACCUCUGACUGUUAGGAUUCAUUUUUUACUUACUCAUAUUAUCAGAUACAGUUAACAUAAAUGAUAACACUGAAUUAUUAAGCAUCAUUUUUUGAGUUAGAAAUGCUUUAUUGUGGGCAAAAUUACACAAGAGUGAGUGUGGGCAGAUCAGAGAUGAAUGGCCAGCAAGUAUCAUUCUUAAAAGCAUAUGUAAUUAAACUUUAGGCGUCUGACUAGUUUAAUCAAAGAAAAUGAAAAAUUUGAAGCUGCUGAUUUUAUACUUACUCAAUUUGGGCAUCACGGGCUACAAGGAGGCUAAGGCACUCCAGGCUUCCAACUUUUGCCGCCUUGUGUAAUGGAGCUUCUCCUAAAACAUCCUUAAGGAUAAGAAAGCACAUUAUAGUUUCUCCCCAAAACACUUCCUUGUGUAGAUUGGUGGGUGAAGUCUAAUGAAUAACUAUUUGAGAAGGCCAGUUGGAACUGCAUUUGCUGGACUAAAAUUUUUAAGGUUUUUUUUUACAGUUCAUUUUUAGUGUGCAAUUAAACCCAUAAUAAAAAAUUAUGUAUGGCCACAUCCAUAUGCAUUAAGUGAAAUUUAAGUGGCUAAAAGUAAAAUAGAGAAUUACAGAAGUAAAGCAAUUUUCAACCUAAAAUUCACCAUACUUGACUAUUCAGUGGAAGAUGCAAACUACCCUAAGAAAUUUGUGUAGGAAACUGUAAUGGUGUGGGCGUGCCUGACAAGUAUUUCGAGUGUUUUAUUGAGAGUCUUAAUUUUGCAAUUGUGAUAAUUGUUCCUUUUGAAAUAAACAUAGAUCUGCGUGUGCUGUCCAUCAUACGGCUAAUGAGCACUGGUAAUGUGGCCAUUCUGAACUGAAGUGUGCUUCAGUUUAAAUACUAGAUUGUGAAAACAUAAGUACGGAAAGAAAAAUGUAAAAAUGUAAAUGUUUUAUAUUGAAAUAUGAAUAAAUUGGGUUAAAUUACUCAAGUCAAUUUCAUGUUUCCUUUAACUACAAUAAGGAGGUUACUAGAAAAAAAAAAGUUACUACAUUGUACAUCUGCCAUGGACAUGUUUAUAACAACUGAAACAACAUUUUGGCGUUCAUGAAAUGCUUGUGUGGAUUUGGGAGAGGGUUG
Messenger RNA from Talpa occidentalis (Iberian mole), 4113 nucleotides. RefSeq names its product UFM1 specific peptidase 2 (gene UFSP2). The record is from RefSeq and is a predicted model, not a curated record. The transcript has 12 exons. Lineage: Eukaryota; Metazoa; Chordata; Mammalia; Eulipotyphla; Talpidae. The coding region runs from base 185 to 1708 and encodes 507 amino acids.